AUGGGUUUGAAGCGAGAUAAAUAUGUGAGGUUUGAAGACUGGAGUUCAGAGAGGUCUUCUACUCCUGAGCAACGAGUUUUCUCUGAAGAAAAACUUACUGUAAGCUCAGUGAUGGGGAGUAUUAGAAGAGGAUUUGAGAUGGCUUUUACGUGGGCUAAAAGCUUGAAAAAAUCAUUAAACUUCCAUCCAACAAGUAAGCAGCCAACAAAACUUUCGGGUUCUAGGAGGAAAGUUCUUGAUCCACAGGGUCCAUUUCUUCAACAAUGGAACAAAAUAUUUGUACUCUCUUGUAUCAUUGGAGUGUCCUUUGAUCCAUUGUUCCUUUACAUCCCUGUAAUUGAUGCCAAAGAGAAGUGCCUUGAUUUGGAUUACAGUAUAGAGAUAACUGCUUGUGUUCUCCGUUUCUUCACUGACAUCUUCUAUAUACUUCACAUUAUCUUUCAAUUCCGUACUGGUUUUAUUGCCCCUCCUUCUCGAAUAUUUGGAAGGGGUGAGUUAAUCAAAGAUUCCUAUGCUAUAGCCAAACGGUACUUGUCAUCCUACUUCAUCAUUGAUAUCUUAUCAGUGCUUCCUCUCCCACAGGUGGCAGUUUUAGUCAUCAUCCCCAGCUUAGAUGGCCCAAUUCCACUGGCAACUAAAGACCUGUUGAAGUUUGUUAUUUUUGUACAAUAUGUCCCAAGACUUAUUCGGAUCUAUCCUCUAUACAAAGAAGUGACAAGAACGUCUGGCAUAUUCACGGAAACAGCAUGGGCUGGAGCUGCUUUCAAUCUCUUUCUCUACAUGCUAGCCAGUCAUGUGGUUGGAGCCCUCUGGUACUUGUUCACAAUAGAGCGGGAAGACAGGUGCUGGCAUAUUGCUUGUGGAAAUCAUAACUGUACUCCUAGAUAUUUAUACUGUGGAGAAUCCCGUGUAGGAAACUUUUCAUUUCUAAAUGUUUCCUGUCCUCUUCUCCAACCAAAUGAAAUAAGAAAUGAGACGGACUUUGACUUUGGCAUAUUCCUUGAUGCUCUUCAGUCUCGUGUGGUAGAAACAAGGGAUUUUAAGCAGAAAUUCUUCUACUGCUUUUGGUGGGGUCUGCGAGGUUUAAGUUCUUUAGGCCAAAACCUCAAAACAAGCACCUUUGUAGGGGAGAUUCUGUUUGCUGUCUUCAUAUCCGUCGUUGGAUUGGUUCUGUUUUCAUUGCUUAUUGGCAACAUGCAGAAAUAUCUGCAGUCCAUCACCGUUAGAGUAGAAGAGAUGAGACUAAAAAGACGAGAUGCAGAGCAAUGGAUGUCUCACCGUUUGCUUCCAGAGAAUCUGCGGGAAAGAUUCGGCGGUAUGGCCAGCACAGAUGGCAAGAAACCAGAGGUGUUGAGGAAGAAUCUCUGGUUCGUAACCUUCCUAAGGACCUCAGGAGGGACAUAA
This is a messenger RNA of Ilex paraguariensis (yerba mate), 1404 nucleotides long. The record is from the annotation of a GenBank genome assembly. NCBI's taxonomy places the organism in Eukaryota, Viridiplantae, Streptophyta, Magnoliopsida, Aquifoliales, Aquifoliaceae.